Molecule: messenger RNA, 1113 nt
Organism: Lodderomyces pseudojiufengensis
Lineage: Eukaryota; Fungi; Ascomycota; Pichiomycetes; Serinales; Debaryomycetaceae
Product: protein disulfide isomerase
Exons: 2
Coding region: 1-1113 (370 amino acids)
Biological process (GO): response to endoplasmic reticulum stress
Cellular component (GO): endoplasmic reticulum lumen
Molecular function (GO): protein-disulfide reductase activity; protein disulfide isomerase activity
Source: RefSeq, a predicted model, not a curated record
AUGUCAACGAGCAAUAAAUCACCUUUAUAUUUAGAAUAUUUAGAACAAUUCAAAACAUCACCACCAUUAGAAAAUUCUAAAAUAACAAAUUCUACAGCCUUAUUUACAAUAUUUUUGCUAUUAUUAGCGUUUGGAUCAUUAUCGAUAGCUUUAUUAGGAGAUAUCAAAAAGAAGAAUUUUAUCACAUUUUUAUUAAAUUCAAUAGUAGCUUCAAUAAGCGUGGGAUAUAUGGUAGCAAGGGCACAACAAGAUGAAUAUGCUUUAGAUUCAAAUAUUUAUGAAUUAACUGCAAGAAAUUUCGAUAAAGUAAUACAUGGUACAAAUCACACAUCAAUAGUCAAAUUCUAUGCACCAUGGUGUGGUUACUGUCAGCAACUAAAACCCAUAUGGACUAAAUUAGGUAAGGCACUCGGCUCGCCAAGUUCAAAAUUGAACUAUAACAUUGCUAGUGUCAACUGUGAUAAGGAUGUUAAUAAACAAUUAUGUGCACAAUAUCAAAUUAGAGGGUUCCCAACAGUAAUGGUAUUUAGGCCACCAAAAUAUGAUAAAUCUAAGGUAAAUUCAAAAAGGUCAAGACAUGCUAGUGAAGUGUAUAAUGGUGAGAGAAAUGUAAAGGCUAUAACAAAUUUCUUAAAUUCAAGAUUGAAAAAUUACGUCAAGAAAUUACAUAACUUUGAAGAUGAUUUGAGUAACUGGUUGAACGAAGAGAAAGAGCAAGGAAAAAUAUUAUUGGUUUCAAGCUCCAAUCAAAUUAGCCCGCUUUUGAAAUCGAUCGCCAUAGACUUCUUAUCCAAAUUAAAUUUUGCAGCCAUCGGUAAAUUAAACAAGGAGACUAUAAAUGUUACUAAUUCAACUACUAAAAUUCCAGCAUCAGAGAAAUCAACGUUGAUCUAUUUUGAUCCAUCCAAGGAUGAGAUUGAAAUUUACACCGAAACGGAUAAAUUGAAUGACAAAAUCAAAAUCGAGGAAUGGAUACUCAAAGUAAGUGGUAUUAAACCAGUUGAAGGAGUUUUGUCUGAAAAAGGUAAGAAAUUAGCCAAAUACAGAUUACCUUCAACCAACAAAAGUAAAAAGAGUACAAAGAAAACCAAAGUUGAUCACGAUGAAUUGUGA